This is a messenger RNA of Uloborus diversus, 6933 nucleotides long. RefSeq lists its product as uncharacterized. Gene Ontology annotation, molecular function: ionotropic glutamate receptor binding; synaptic receptor adaptor activity. The coding region runs from base 1 to 6234 and encodes 2077 amino acids. The record is from RefSeq and is a predicted model, not a curated record. The transcript is spliced from 18 exons. Gene Ontology annotation, cellular component: postsynaptic density; postsynaptic membrane; dendritic spine. NCBI's taxonomy places the organism in Eukaryota, Metazoa, Arthropoda, Arachnida, Araneae, Uloboridae.
AUGAAGGCCGUUGCCAUGGAUACGGCGGAAGACAGCCUCAGCCAGACCAGUGACGAGCAGUUCGUAUCUCUUCAGAUCUAUGUGCCGGAGCUCGUGGUGCAGAAAUGUAUGCAGUUCAACAGGGAGGAGCUGAUAUGGGAUGUGAAGAAUCAGAUUUUAACAGCUCUCCCAAAGGAGCUGAAGGAGGGUUUCAACUAUGGCCUCUUCUGUCCGCCUGUGAAUGGGAGGGCUGGAAAAUUCCUGGACGAAGAAAGACCCCUGGCGGACUACCCCUUUGCUGACAAUUCAGCUUACGUCGAGCUCCGGUACAAGCGCAGGAUCUACAAAAUUAGCAUGGAAGAGAAGCAGCUGAAGCAACUGCACAGUAGGGCAAACCUCCGCCGUCUUCUGGACCACGUGCACAACAACCAUGUGGAGAAGGUCACCAAGAUGUGCUCUCGCGGCCUCGAUCCUAACUUUCACUGCCAAGAAACGGGAGAAUCACCUUUGACCUUGGCGACUUCUUUGAAACAUCCCGCAAAGGUGAUCAUGGCGUUGGUGAACGGAGGCGCACAUCUUGACUUCCGUACCAAGGACGGUUGCACCGUCCUUCAUAAGGCCGUGGAGAAGAACAACCUUGAGUCGCUUAGGACGCUCCUGGAUUUGGGUUCCUCCCCAAACUACAAGGACCUGCGAGGCCUGACCGCUCUCUACUACUCGGUGGUCUACAACAGCAACCCCCAAUUAACGGAGAUGCUGCUACACGACCACGCCAUGAUCGGGACGGCCGAUCCGCAUGGCUGGCAGGAAGUACAUCAGGCAUGCAAGUAUGGACUGGUGCAACAUCUGGAGCAUUUACUAUUCUACGGUGCUGAUAUGAAUGCGCGCAACGCCUCGGGCAACACACCCUUGCACGUAUGUGCCGUCAACGACCAAGAAAGCUGUGCCCGGGUGCUACUAUUCAGGGGCGCUGAUAAGGGCGCCCUCAACUUUGCCAACCAGACACCUCACCAAGUGGCAGUCAUCGCCGGGAAUCUCAGACUCGCAGACAUCAUCCAUAAUCACAAGCCAGAGGACGCCGUUCCAUACCGGGAGGCCCCCCGCUACAACCCGCGCCGGCGGACGAGCGGCGCCGCCACAAUGGGCACCACGGGCCAGAACCACAGUGACCCCCGCCUGGAACUGGUUCCGAGCGGAGGAAAACCCCCCUCCCCCUGCCCUUCCAACCACUCCCUGCCGCACCUCCCGCAGGGGGAGGAGGACGAGGAUGCCACGUCUAACCACGCCGCCGGUGCCGAGACGGGUGCUAAUGCAGGCGCCAACAGCAGUGGUACAGACUCCAGUCCGUUCGACUCUGCAAAGUCCACCCCUCUCACUGAGUCGGUGUGCGUGUGUGUCGAAGAGUACAACCCCUCUACAUCUGGUCACUUGCAGCUCGCCAAGGGAGACCUCAUAGAAAUUCUAGCAGUUAGCGGCAGUGGUUAUUUGGAGGGACGUCGCCGGGACGGAGAGGAGGGCCUUUUUCCUGCCAUAUGUAUCCAAGAAAUCCGGUGCGAUAACACCCUCCCACCCGCCAGGAUAGGGAGAAACAGGAACAACCUAAACGCCAGAAAAUGGAAGACCUUCGGGGAGCCUAGAACUGUUAUUCUUCACAAAGGAAAAAAGGGCUUUGGAUUUAUUCUUAGAGGUGCAAAAGCAACCAGCCCUUUAAUGGAAAGGCAACCUACGGAGUUCUGGCCGAGUCUACAGUACCUAGAUGACGUCGACAAAGGAGGCGUAGCUGAGAUGGCUGGACUCAAGAAAGGUGAUUUCCUACUGGAGAUCAAUGGACAGGACGUGUCCCAAGCAUCUCACGAGCGAGUUGUAGCCAUCAUCCGACAAUCUGGAGAUUUGGUUUCGAUGACUGUGGUCACCGUCAUUCAGCAGACCACCCUUCCGCCCACGGAAAAACCUCAACUAAUAAACAGGCAGUGUGCCACUCUGCCGAGAAAGCUAUCCACCAAGAAAGCACCACUUCCUCCGAAACGGGACCCGAAGACCACCCUGUCUGUUGGGAGGGCAAGAGCAAGGUCCAUGGUAGCUGGACUUGCAGAAAUUGAAGUUUUGGACCACACCCUGAACGAGUAUGACUCUGAAGGCCGCUCCACCAAAAGUAGCUCUAUCGAGAGCAUCCCGAACAAGCAGGGAGGCGGAGGUAGUAGUGCCACAACCACGCCCACGACUGCCACGACCACACCCACUUCUUCCUCUGCCCACCAAACCCGCCCCCUCCGACAUGUCAGUGCCACCGAGAUGGAGGAUUUUUUCGCCCGUCAUCUCCCGGGAGGUACGAGGCACGGCAUUGUCAGGAACAAAUAUGCCACCGUGGCCCGCAUACACAAGGCGAAGCAUUCGAGGAGACGUAGACAGCAGAAAGGGAAGGAGGACGGAGACUACAGGAUGCCGAAAAAUUACAGUAGCGCGCCAGAGCUGAACCUACCGUACGACGCCGAUCUAGAGGCCGCAGUCGUACGGAAGAGUCGCAGCUUGAGCGACGUACAUACCCGGCAUAGGCACGGAGCCCCUUCUAGGCAUGCACGAGGUCGGGAGAAGGCCUUACAGAGACAGCAUUCCAUUCCAGAGACUAACAAAGGGUCUCGGGAGAGAUCAGCCACACCGGACCUAAAUGGGCCUUCCGUCAUCAAGCAAGAAGGUUCGGAUAUCUAUGCUGAAACAAUUCCAGUAGUGACCAAGUCUGGUGAUAAAAGUGGACGUGCCAGUUGCCCGCCCCCUUCUUACCCGCCUCCUCCUCCUCCCGUGGGACAGGUGGUCAAGGUGGACAUUUCCCGUGGCGAGUACGCCGACCUAACCACUGGUCGGCCGCACAAGGCCACGGCCGUCAUGUCCAGCUUUAGACCGACGGACAGUGCAAAGUUAUAUGCUUCACCAGAUGCGAUCGUCACUGUGGGCUACAAAAAAGAACACCUGCAGAAGGCCGACGUCACCCUACCCAGACAUAUGAUGAAGGGAACAAGCUCAAGGUCUCAAUCCCUACCCCCUAAAAUGCCAGACAAUGCCGGAUCUGGCACAGCUGGCAAUGGUGGUGGUGGUUGUGGUGGCAGUAGCACCGCGUCUCUGGACGCAGACAACAGCUCCGGAGAUUCUGGAUAUACACCAUUUAAGAGCCGAUCAAGGGAAGCUUCUGGUCAGGAGUCUGGUCAAGUGGACAGACGGAGUAGUACCCUUAGAAAAGUGAAGCAGCAGAGUGCGAAGCUCUCCGAAUCGGCCAGCCCUAAGCACCAUCCAGCACGAGAAGGGUUCAUUCAAGAACCAGACUACGACUCGAGUGAAGAAGAAACCACGUCAGGGAUGGAGAACAAGGGAGGACUUGUGACUUUCAGGGCAGUUGAUACUGACACAAAGAAGGAAGAAGUAGAAACAAAGUCAAAAAGCGAAAUAAAUUCGAGUAUGACUUUAAAAAGAAAAAGGCUUAAGUCUCAAUCCUCUGUUGAUUCUUCGAAAUUGCCUACAGAAUCUGAAGAACCAGAAAACGAGGAAAAAGAAGCCUCCAAAAUCAAGCCUAUGGAAGAAAUUUCAGACUCUGAAGUGGUGCAAUCCGAAGAGACUGGUGAGAGGAUAUUCUUCAGGAACGGCCAUCAGAGUGAAUCGUCGAACGAAAACGGAGACAAAUCUCAGUCGAAGAAAGUGGCACCCGUUCCUCCGCCAAAGAGGACGGAGGAAAAUGGCAAGGCCAAAGCUGUUCCCGAGGUGAAAUCCGAAAAUACCGUUGAGAAAGAACUGAGUGCCAAAGCUAUACGAGAAGCUUUUGAGAAGCAGAUGUCUUUGAAAGAUGAGAAAAUGGAUCAAGAAAUUAAAGCAACCUCAAAAGAGCCUAUAGCUUUUAAGGCAACGAUUGUGCUUAAGCAAACAGAAGUUGUAUCCAAGGACGUAAAAGAGACUACUCCAUUUAGAAUAAAGAAUAAAGAACUUAUCCAUCAACAUAGUGCUCACGAAUUGCUCAACCUUAAGAAUAAAGAAGAUUCAAAGAAGGAAUUUAAAGAGGAAACGAACCGAGAUAAAAUUAUCAAAUCUCCAUCUCAAAAUUUUAAGGAAAAACUAAGCAAUGUCAUUGACGUGCCACAAAAGAGUCCUCUGCCUGUAAAUGAUAAAGGCUAUGAAUCAAACAAUUCACAAAAAGUAGCACCUGCGGUACCCAAGAAACCUAAAGUUGAUGAGGUUAAAGCGGCGGAAGAUGUAAAUGAGCAUCCGGAUGCCUUAAAAUCCCUUCAAAUGGAAGCCUUGAAUUUCGAACAAAGCAACACUUCCCCCAGUAUUGAUGCUGCAUCUCGUUCUGUGAAAGAAAAUAUUUAUAAUUUCGAGAAACGAACCACUGAGCUAACUACCCCUAAAGGCAACGUGUCACCAAGAAGAAAAAGCGACGUCAUUCGAAUCACAUUAAUAGGAUGCCAGCAAAAAGGGAAUGAGCAAGAAAAAGGCAUUACUGUAGCAACAAUGAAAACAUCAAAAUCUUGUCCUAAAACAUUUGAAGAGGAUGUAGAAUUAGAUGUCGAAAGUUCCAUCACAGCGGCUAUGCUGCAUUCUGAUGCCCACAAUCAGGUAACUCGGUUCUCUGCAGAAACACCGACUACUACCCUGGCAUCGACUAACUUUAGUGACGACUGGAGAAGACCAGAUGUAGUUUCCCCGGUAAAUCUGCCAUACCACGCUGAAAGCAUCAAAAAACCCCCGGAUACACCACCAAAGAAUGCUAUGAAUCGCAGGAUAGACAAUUUUAGCAAGACACAAACUUUAGGGCGCAAACUCAGUGAACGUGAUUUCGAAUUUCAAGACACAGAAUCCACUUACUUUUCAGAAACUAUGACAUUGAAUAGACAAAGUUAUGCUAAAAGUGAUGCCGCAAAGUUUCAUCAGCACCCCGAGCCAAUGCAAUCUUCGGGCCGUGAGCACCACCAUACUAGAAUUGCUGUGCUGCCAUCCACUACCGUCAGCCCACCGACAACCAUGUUACCACCAUCUAGCCACUCUGGACAAUAUCAGCCUCGCUCUCUCCCACCCAACACGAUUCCUGCUGGAUGUUACAUUCAAAAUUCACCUGGCUUCGAAGCACUACAUUACCCUACGAACAUUCCUUUGGAAUUGGCUCAAAAGCUCUCUGCUGAACACUUGGUGAACAUUCGAAACAGGGAGUCAAUAGAAGAGUCUCACCAAGGACAGCCUCCUAAGGCUGGUCCGAUGUCUGCUCAAGCUAGAUUGCUGGAUCACAGGCACGUCAAAGUCGCGGCCCCUUCCUCUGCCAGCAGAGCCCCUCCACCGAAGACGCGCGAAGAUGACGAAUGCCUGAAAUUGUGCCAGCGCGUGGAUAAGAGCUUACAACUCAUUCGUCUUCAGGUGGACUCAUUGAGAAUGGCAGCAGCCAGUGAACCGGAAGUGAUUCCAGAACUCGUCCCACCCCCUCCGGAAUUUAAUUUCGCAGCCAAUUCCCAUUCGAUGGGUCCAGCCCCACCGCCCCAUCAGAUGCAACCGCUGCACAUCGCCCCACCUCCGGAGUUCAGUGACGAAUCCCUGGCCAGACAGCGUCGAGCGCAACAAAAUAUGAUAACCACCAUGGACGCUCCUAUCAGUAGGCGAGUGGUACCACCCGACACCGUCAAUUACCCAUAUCCAGAACACAUUUACAGGGGGUACCACUCCGUUCAGUCUCCCCAAGAGCAUCCACAUCACCCGAUGCACCAUCACCCUCCUCCCCAGCACAUCAUUCCCAACAACCUUACCUCAUCCCCCACCAAAACGAUGACUAUGACUCGCAGUGGAUAUCCCGCUCACCACGGUAUUCCUCAAGGACGCCAUGAAAGUAACUGCAAUACCCUGCCUCAUCCAGGUGCAAGGAUGAUGAUGCCUCCCCAGCACGCCAUGCAUCACUCCCAAGCGCAGCCUCAACAGCCGCCAUUGCCCCAACAACAUCCGUUCUCACCAGGACGGACAAGUAGAGAGUCCCCAAGAAUGAUGGGUCCCAUUCCUCCCAUCCCCCAGCAUAAAGAGUUCAGACAAAAACCGCUGCACCAGUGGAACAUGAAGGAUGUUUCGGACUGGCUAGAGAGCCUCUUUCUUCCGGAGUACAAAAUAACGUUCGCUGAAGCUGGCAUCACGGGUUCCAAGUUAGCCAACAUGGACAAUAACGAUUUGAUGGGUUUGGGGGUGAAACAAGCCGGGCAUAGACUAAAUAUGGAACGAUCCAUCAAAUGGUACUUAAAGUGAAACCAAAAUUGCUAGGAAUUAUAAUUGCCAAAAUUUUCUUUACUGUUUCAUUGCCUCUUGGAUGGAGGAUUUUGCAGUUUUAAACGAACGAGAAGAGGGAAGAUAUUCCCAUGGAACAGUGACGCACACUCGCAUCAAAAGUAUCUUGAACUGCUAAGUAUGGUUCUACGCUUAUGCAUGUUUUCGUUUCCUGCAUGUGCGUCGCUGCACGUGCCUACUCAAAAUGAAAAUGGCUGCUUUUGUUUCAGCGACUUUUUUUUUUGUAAGAAAUGAUUAUGCUUUGUUCCUAACUCAACUCAGAGGGUAAGUUUUGCCACCUAAUUACCAAAAUGAGUGAUUGACGACGAAGGCAACGAAAAUUCAAUUUUGGUUUGAUGGUACAGUGCUUCGUGGCUACGAAACAAAACGUAAAGGGUAAAAGCACAAAAUGAAAAGCAAAUAUCGAGGUAACAUCUAUCUUUAGUACUCAUUGGUCUACCCAUACAAUUCAAAACCCUGAAAUUCAUUUUUAAAUAAAAGAGAUGCAACGAGCAAAACAAAUUCGGAUGUUCUAUUAUUUAAAAAUAGUUAUGACUCUUAUCAUGUUCUAUAUGUGAAGAGUAAAAGUUCUACUCAAAAUUUAGCUUCGUCAUCAGCAUAUGUUUGCUAAUGAAAAAAAUCGGCUUCACAGCGUUCAAAAUUGUACAAAAUGUAAUUAAA